Molecule: messenger RNA, 2421 nt
Organism: Spodoptera littoralis (African cotton leafworm)
Lineage: Eukaryota; Metazoa; Arthropoda; Insecta; Lepidoptera; Noctuidae
Source: the annotation of a GenBank genome assembly
AUGACGAACCUUGAUGUAAGUAACAGUAGUACAGACAGUAGUUCCGGCUCUUCUUCGGACUCAAGUAGUAGUGGCAGUACCUCCACAAGCUCAGGGUCCGCUUCCAGCAGUUCAGAUUCAGAUUCAUCAACUUCGGACACUCCAGCAACUACCACAACUAACACAACUCCCGCACCAAAAUCCCCAGUGAAAAUUGAAGAGGUUAAAAAGAAAGAAGAACCGAAACCAAGAAGGCCUUCAAAAGCGAAAGUUUCUUCAUCCAGUGAUGAUGAAGCACCUAAACCGACAAGUCCAAAAGCCGCUCCACCCAGAAGACGAAUUUCUGCUAAACCGAAAGCAGCAGCUGCAGUAUUAGCUAAAGGAAAGACUGCUCAAAGAAUGUCUUCUGGAGCUAAAACUCCUAAACCAAUACCAAAAACAAUACAGAAGGCUCUACCAAAGCCUGACACAGGCGCGCUAAAGAAAAAGAGUAUUUUCUCACCAGACAACAGUUCAGAAUCUGAAUCCGAGAGCAAAUCAUCUACAACUAAAAGUCCAAAAACUUCACCGAGACCGAAACGUAGUUCUAGAAAGUCUAGUGAUGAAAAGGAUACGUCACCACCAACAACUCGGAACAAUAGUGCAGACAAUGAUGAUUCUAAUUCAAAAUCGGACUCUAAUAGUAAGCGUAAAAGUGUGAAUCGUUCAAGUGGGCCUCCACCUAAGAAAAGCAUUGAGGACAAGAGUGCAUCGUCAUGUAGUUCCAGUCAAUCUUCCGCUGAAUCCAUUUCGUCAGAUAGUGACAGUGAACCGACACCCAAAAAGGAACCAUUAAAGACUGGGAAGACAAAACCUCCAGCUACUAAGGAGAUAAGAGAUCAAGCGGCGAAGAGUGGUGAUUCUGGUGAUUCAGCGGUGGCCACAAUGCCAAGGAAGUUAACACGGUCACUGUCAGCAAGAGUGUCGAGAUUAGCCACUGUGUCACGAAGAACAAAUAACACGGACACUGAUUCGGAUGAGGAGAAAAGCAAUGAUAAGACAAGCAACAGCACAAGCAACAGUACCAGCAACAGUACGAGCAACAGCACCAACAGUAGCACCAUGAAGAAGAACGUCCGCGGCCGCGGCCCUCCGAUCAGGUCGCCGGUGGUACUGCCAUCACCACAGGAACCCGCCAGGCAACGCUGCCCUGUACGCGGCUGUGACUCUAGCGGACAUUUGGGCGGUAAGUCCGCAAAGCACAUGACGUGGGACGCGUGCCCGGUGUACCACAACGUGACGGCGGCGUGGUGCGUGGCGGCGGGCGAGGAGCGCGCCGCCGCCGCCGCCGCGCGCCGCCGCGCCACCGCGCUGCUGCAGGCGCGGCCCCGCGCCAUGCCCACGCUCGAGCAGCGCGCUUACCAGCUCAAAGUUAAGGACAUGCGCUCAAAAUGGAAAGGCAGUCAAGAGUUACGAGAAAAGCUAGCCGCAUCAGGUAAUGAAGAGAUCACGGAAGACAGAGAACCAAUACUUGAAGGUUUUGCCCCAGAUUACGACCUGAGACUCUUCAGAGAAGCUCAGGCCUUGGCCGCCAUCAAAAUUGAAGAGGAACUCGGUGAUAUACCUACUGAUAAAGGCACAAGAUACGUGGUGAUGGGUAAGUACAUGAUGGAGGUAUGGUACCAGUCCCCGUACCCCGGCGACGCGGCGCGAGUGCCGCGCCUGUUCGUGUGCGAGUUCUGCCUCAACCACCACAAGAGCGCCACCGGCGCCACGCGACACAAGGCCAAGUGCGUCUGGAGGCACCCGCCCGGGGACGAGAUAUAUAGAAAAGACAAUCUAAGCGUAUGGCAGGUAGACGGUCGCAAACACAAGCAGUACUGCCAGCAGCUCUGUCUACUGGCGAAGUUCUUCCUCGACCACAAGACGUUGUACUACGAUGUUGAACCAUUCCUCUUCUACGUCAUGACCAAUGCUGACCAUGAGGGAUGUCAUAUCGUCGGGUAUUUUAGUAAGGAGAAGAACUCAUUCUUAAACUACAACGUGUCGUGUAUACUGACGCUGCCACCCUACCAGAGACAGGGCUACGGCAGACUGCUCAUAGACUUUAGUUACCUCCUAACAAAGGAGGAAGGCAAGGUUGGAUCUCCGGAGACACCACUAUCGGAUCUUGGCCUGAUCUCCUACCGCUCCUACUGGAAGGAGGCUCUCCUCAAGCGACUAUGUUCAGCUCCAGGACCUACGCUAUGUAUCAGAGAUCUUAGUAAAGACCUGGCUAUUGCGUCCUCGGAUAUUGUGUCUACCCUGCAGGAGAGAGGACUCAUGAAGUACUGGAAGGGCAAGCAUAUUGUGCUGAAGAAACAGGAGGUGUUGGAGGAAGUGUCCCGGCGCGCGGCGCGUGCGCGCUGCGUGGAGCCGGCGUGCCUGCGCUGGUGGGGCGGCGGGCCGGCGCCGGCACGCUGA